Molecule: messenger RNA, 1813 nt
Organism: Trichoplusia ni (cabbage looper)
Lineage: Eukaryota; Metazoa; Arthropoda; Insecta; Lepidoptera; Noctuidae
Gene: Acsf2
Product: acyl-CoA synthetase family member 2, mitochondrial
Exons: 12
Coding region: 50-1786 (578 amino acids)
Biological process (GO): fatty acid metabolic process
Molecular function (GO): medium-chain fatty acid-CoA ligase activity
Source: RefSeq, a predicted model, not a curated record
UUAUCAGUUCGUCUGUUUAUCUCUUAGUGUUGAGUCGUGUUCAGUGAAAAUGUGGAAUAAAUAUACAUUGCUUGCUAAAAGGCUAAACUAUAUUGGAAUUAACAGAUGGGCUCGCCAGAUCCAGUCAGUGGCCGGUCAGAGCUACCUCCACAACCCGGGGUCUGAGCCGCUGGUGGACGACACCCUGGGCGAAAUCCUCUACCAGGCCGCCAACAGGCACCCGGACAGAAUCGCCGUCACAUCCCUGCACGAGGAUGUCUCGAUGACGUAUGGAGAGCUGUUGCGACAGGCUGAUUCACUUGGUUGCGCUCUUCGGGCUCAGGGUUUAGAGAAAGGUGACAGGGUGGGAGUAUGGACACAUAACAACACAGCCUGGAUUGUGGCUGUGGUUGCUGCGGCCAGAGCUGGUCUUAUCUCUGUUCUCAUUAAUCCAGUAUAUGAAAAGAGCGAGCUUAGUUACUGUCUCAAUAAGACACAGAUAAAGAGCUUGCUCAUCGGAGAAGGAUUGCCCAACAGAAAUUACUACGGAACCCUCUCACAAGUCAUACCUGAAAUACAGAACAGCUCUCCUGGAUCUUUGAAGUCUGCUAAAGUUCCGAGUUUGACCUCUAUUAUUACUGCAGGAAGUCACAAAUUGGCAGGAGCAAUUCGGCUAGACUCGCUGACAGGUGGUUCUGGCAGCCAGAUAUCUCGGUAUGGCAGUGAGGUGAAGUCCAGUGAUGGCUGCAUCAUACACUUCACGUCCGGUACCACUGGAGACCCAAAAGCAGCUUUGGAUUCCCACAAGGGCGUAGUAAACAACACGUACUUUAUCGGCAAGAGAAUGACGUUCCAUGAAGGAAGACAUAAUAUUUGUGUGCAGGUGCCUCUGUUCCACGCUCUCGGUUCCGUAGCGACCGUCCACGCCGGGCUGAGGCACGGCUGCACGCUGGUACUGCCGUCCCCGACCUAUGACAUCAAUGCUAAUAUUAAAGCUAUGUUUUCCGAAAAAUGCACAGUUAUCACAGGCACUCCGACAAUGUUUGUGGACAUGCUGGCCAAAGUGAAGACUAUGGGUGAGGUGCCGUCAAAGCUGCGCGUGGCGCUGGCCGCCGGUGCGCCCUGCAGCCCACAGCUCAUCCGAGACCUCGAGAAGUACCUCAAGACAGAAUCUGUCAAGGGUCUAUACGGCAUGACGGAGACGACUGCUAGCGUGUUCCAAAGCAUCGCUGGUGACAGCACAGACUUGGUAGCAGAAACAGUUGGCUACAUACAGGACCACGUUGAAGUCAAGGUGGUGGACGAGGACAACAAUAUGGUACCGUUUGGAAGCCCCGGCGAGCUGGUGGUGCGGGGCUACAACACCAUGAUCUGCUACUGGGACGAGCCGGAGAAGACUCGACAGACUAUCAGCGAGGAUGGCUGGCUUAAAACUGGGGAUAAAUUUACAAUCAGUGAGGAUGGGUACGGUCGUAUUGUGGGUCGUCUGAAGGACAUUAUUAUACGAGGAGGGGAAAAUAUUGCGCCAAAGGAGAUCGAAGACUUACUGAACACUCACCCUGAUAUUAUCGAAAGCCAGGUCAUCGGAGUGCCCGACGAGAGGUUAGGAGAGGACCUAUGUGCCGUCCUCAGAGUCAAAGAAGGUGCUACAGUUACAGUAGAGGACAUUAAAAACCUUUGUACUGGUCAACUCGCGAGGUUCAAGAUUCCACGACAGUUGAAGAUCACCCAAGAGUUCCCCAAGACAGCUUCGGGCAAAAUACAAAAGUAUCAGCUUAGGAAUUUAGUUGUAUCCGGAAAGUUGUAGUGUAAUAAAGUUUUUAUUUAUUUUGUA